Molecule: messenger RNA, 321 nt
Organism: Caenorhabditis remanei
Lineage: Eukaryota; Metazoa; Nematoda; Chromadorea; Rhabditida; Rhabditidae
Exons: 2
Coding region: 1-321 (106 amino acids)
Source: RefSeq, a predicted model, not a curated record
AUGUUGGUCUCACCAUUUGAAAUGGAGAGACGUCAAAUCUUUGCUCGAAUGGAACAAAUAAACCACGAAGUGGACAGAACAACCGGUCUGAUGUCUACAUUCCAAUCAAGAGAUGUUGCUGCAGUUCUGGCCGUCAGAAGCAUCACUCCAGCUCAGUUCUUCCGUCUCAAUUGUGUUCUCCAACAAGCAACCAACUUCUCCUUGACUCUAUGGGAGUUGAAGAAAGCGUACCUCCGAGAAAUCCAGAAACUCAAGGAUGUGGAUAACAGGGAGAUCUUGCACAAUGAGAGCUCGUUCUCAGAUGCUGAUGCUCGGGUUUAA